This is a messenger RNA of Gorilla gorilla gorilla (western lowland gorilla), 608 nucleotides long. RefSeq names its product galactoside-binding soluble lectin 13. NCBI's taxonomy places the organism in Eukaryota, Metazoa, Chordata, Mammalia, Primates, Hominidae. The transcript is spliced from 4 exons. The record is from RefSeq and is a predicted model, not a curated record. Gene Ontology annotation, molecular function: carbohydrate binding. Bases 1 to 513 code for a protein of 170 amino acids.
AUGUCCCUGACCCACAAGCUUCAUUUGUGCAAGUACUGGGGCUGUGCUCUCAGUAGUGUGUGCCCCUUCUUGGAAGGACGUCCAUGGCCCUUGAUGAUAGUGAUGCAUGUGCCAUACAAACUACCUGUGUCUUUGUCUGUUGGUUCCUGCGUGAUAAUCAAAGGGACACCAAUUGACUCUUUUAUCAAUGACCCACAGCUGCAGGUGGAUUUCUACACUGACAUGGAUGAGGAUUCAGAUAUUGCCUUCUGUUUCCGAGUGCACUUUGGCAACCAUGUGGUCAUGAACAGGCGUGAGUUUGGGAUAUGGAUGUUGGAGGAGACAACAGACUACGUGCCCUUUGAGGAUGGCAAACAAUUUGAGCUGUGCAUCUACGUACAUUACAAUGAGUAUGAGAUAAAGGUCAAUGGCAUACGCAUUUACGGCUUUGUCCAUCGAAUCCCGCCAUCAUUUGUGAAGAUGGUGCAAGUGUCAAGAGAUAUCUCCCUGACCUCAGUGUGUGUCUGCAAUUGAGGGAGAUGAUCACACUCCUCAUUGUUGAGGAAUCCCUCUUUCUACCUGACCAUGGGAUUCCCAGAACCUGCUAACAGAAUAAUCCCUGCUCACAU